AAUCACGGAGCUCCGGCUUGUUUCUGCAGCAGCGGUAGCACCAGCGGUUGGUCAUCACGAAGUGCUGUCCUUGAGGAUUGUGUCAGGUCCAUCAGGUGACGGGUGUCGAACCGUCGUUGACUUUCAAGGUGAUGUGGCAGCUGGAGCAGCAGCGCGCACAGAGACGCCUGGUCCCAUCCCCCAUGUGCGCUCUUCUCAUCCUGACGGUGGCGGUAACGGUGGCGGCGGCGUCGAUUCCUCAGCAUGACGACGACCAGCACCACCACCACAAACGUGGUGGCUCGGGCAGGGUCGAGCAGCCACAGCUACAGCCGUUGUCAGCUCCUCCACCUUUGGCGGCGCGCAGCCGGGCGAGCGGCCCAGACUCGGGACCCGGGAUGGCGCAAAGUCGCUCCUUGCAUGUUCCGCGUCGAAGUCGGCAACCCAACCACCACCAGCAGCAGCAGCAGCAACUUCGAAUGGACUACGAAGAGGACCAAGUAGCCCCGAGGGAGCUCGGCUUCGCACCGAGCAGCAAGCACCAUGGAGGGUUUAACACGGACGGGUCCGCGUGUGCCGAGGUGGAGGGCAGGCCUUGUGACCGGGCAGCGCAGUGCGGGGGCUGCUACGGCCUGUACACGUGCUCUCACCUGCUCGGCGGCACGUGCACGCUCAAGAGUGUGUCGAGGAACAUCGGUGCGUUCCGGGCGAGUUUGCGCGGCUCAUCGCACAUCCUUCACAAUCACAGGAGGCAGCGCACGAACAACAGCAACCGUGAAAAGCAGUAGCCGGAUGCAACACAGCCCUGCAGAAGACAUGCCACCCUAUUUAAGCCAUUACA
Lethenteron reissneri (Far Eastern brook lamprey) is the source of this 820-nucleotide messenger RNA. RefSeq lists its product as uncharacterized. The record is from RefSeq and is a predicted model, not a curated record. NCBI's taxonomy places the organism in Eukaryota, Metazoa, Chordata, Hyperoartia, Petromyzontiformes, Petromyzontidae.